GGUAUUUUUAAAAAUAGAAAAAAUACUUGAGAAAAUUUAAAAAAAAAACCGAAAUUUUUCUAAAAUAUUAAUAUUUUUACUGCAUAUUAUCUUUGGUAUUUUAUAAUACAAAAUUAUUUACAGAAUGCAAAUGGGAAUAAUUGAGGGAAGUUAUUUAAUUUUAAAAAACGUUAUUUAAUUUGAAGUUUGACAUUACGUGAAUAAUCGUAAAAAAUAACCUUUCUAGAAGAAGAAAAUCUAUUUUUUAUCCAAAAGGUGAUGACGUUCCCACGGUUGCAUGUUGCGCAUCCCUUGUAUCAAGAGAGACCCAAACAAUGUAAGUGAACGUUCUCGUACAUACCGGGUGUUUGAAAUAAUUUAAUCAUAUACAUAAUUAAAUUAUAAGAAUCAUAGUAUCUAUAAUUCUCAUUUAUCAUAUUUUGUACAUAAUAAAGACUAAAUCAUGCGAAUUUCUAAUUUCAUUUUCCCUAUUAAUGUUGUCUAGAUUUUCUUUCUUAUUUACAUAAAGAUAGGAACAAUAUAGAUAAAAAUUCUUGUGUAUAUAGGGUGAUUAAAACAAUUCAAUUAUUGUAUAUGUAAUUACAUAAAAGGCAAAAUUUGUUUGAAAAUAUUGUUUCAAUUAUUGAAAAUUAUACCAAAUACUUUUGUAUCGAAAAGAAUCGUUUAACAUCGUUAACACCUUGUAUAAGCCGUAUAUAAAGAUGAGCUGGAUGCUGAUGUUCUAUUCUUUGAAGGACCGCCGUGAAAGUUUUAGUAGACCUUAAAAUUUCGUUUAAGUUUUAUUCAUAAGUGCAUACACAUGUACAAAUAUUUGCGAAUAUUUGAGAAGACUCUAUGUGUAUGUAAUUAAUUAAUUAUCAAGAAUAUUUCUUUCUUCGAAAAAAGAAAAAUGUGAUUUAUUGAUAAUCUUUAAUGGGAAAACAAGAAGAAAUCUAAGAAGUAUAUCUCUGGUGCAAAUUUUAUUACACAACGUUGAUUUUAUAGUUCUCUAAACAUGCAGUCGCAGUUUUCGAAAAGUGUUACCGACAAGAUCGUGAUUUUGUGUUGUUUUCUGAAGCUGAUCAUUGCUGGUGUUCUACAACAAAGAUUUCCUUGCGCGCCAAUCGAUGCAAUCUCCGCGAGUGGGGCAGCAGUGCCAGUGGCGUGCGCCCUUAAAUCAAUCGGAGGUAAAGUAGAACCAAUACUUCCGACUUAUGUGAAAGUUUCCACUCCGAUCUCGUACAGACCAUUGCCGAAGACGUCAUCGUUGGUGUACGUUGCGCCACCGAUUUUUAAAACGGCGUCUGCCGUUGUGGCGACCGAUACAAAAAAUGAAAAAGAAGCAGAAUUCACGGCUCAUCCAAGAUACUCGUUUAAUUAUGGCGUCCUGGACGGAUAUACCGGCGAUUCUAAGUCAGCGUGGGAAGAGAGGGACGGUGAUACGGUAAAGGGUGAAUAUUCUGUGGUAGAAGCGGAUGGUUCAAUUCGAACAGUCACUUACACGGCUGAUGACCAUAAUGGCUUCAACGCAGUCGUAACCAGAAACGAACCCCCGAAGAACGUGAAAAAAGAUAGUAAUUUGAAAGCAUUUUUACCGGUAACUGUUAUUUCCAAUCCUCAUUAAAGGUAAAUUGAACGUUCUGCGAAUAGGAAUUUGUAUCUAGUUUUUA
Bombus pascuorum is the source of this 1649-nucleotide messenger RNA. RefSeq names its product cuticle protein 19-like. The coding region runs from base 995 to 1603 and encodes 202 amino acids. Gene Ontology annotation, cellular component: extracellular matrix. Lineage: Eukaryota; Metazoa; Arthropoda; Insecta; Hymenoptera; Apidae. The record is from RefSeq and is a predicted model, not a curated record. The transcript is spliced from 5 exons.